Apus apus (common swift) is the source of this 5261-nucleotide messenger RNA. RefSeq names its product testis development related protein (gene TDRP). Gene Ontology annotation, biological process: spermatogenesis. NCBI's taxonomy places the organism in Eukaryota, Metazoa, Chordata, Aves, Apodiformes, Apodidae. The coding region runs from base 267 to 896 and encodes 209 amino acids. The record is from RefSeq and is a predicted model, not a curated record. The transcript has 4 exons. Gene Ontology annotation, cellular component: cytosol; nucleus.
AGCGGCUGGACCGGCCGGGGCCGCCAGCAGGCCGGCGGGCGAGGCGAGGCGGUGGCGGGGGGCGGGCUCCCGGCAGCACCAGGCAGCGCUCCUCCCUCCCGUCCCGGGAGCCCCCGGCGGGGUGACAGCCCUGCCGAGCCGAGCCGAGCCGAGCCGUGCCCAGCCGAGCCGCCCCGGCCGGGGCUCCAGAGGCAGCCCGCGCUCCCGCCUCGGCCCUCUCGCUGCCGGGACGAAGAGAGGCGGGACCCGCCACCCCCGCGCCCGCCAUGUGGAAGCUCAACAAGAGCAGCAAAGUUCUGCUGGACGACUCACCCGAGGAGGAGGAGACGCAUCCCCGGGGCCCGCCGCCCGCCGCCUGCGCCGCCGCCGCCUUCACGGCCCCCCAGAAUAAAUACCAGUUUCUUCAAGAUGAAGUUUCAUCUUCAGUGUCACAACUUGCAACAAAGGUUCAAGGUGCAAGUUUCCGGGGUUGGAAGGAGGUGACGUCUAUGUUCAAUAAAGAUGAUGAGCAGCAAUUGCUAGCAGGAUGCAAGUCUCCAAAAUCCAAAGGAACAAACCUCAAGUUAAAGGAAGAGAUGAAGUCUGAAAAGAAACCAGGUUUUUGGGACAGUUUGGUGAUCAAGCAGAAUGUCCCAUCUAGGAAACCAGACGAGAUUGAGGGGUGGGAACCACCACAGAUUGCCACUGCUGACUCUACCAGUGAUGCAGCAGCUACUUUAAGUGACUAUACAGCCUGGUCAGGCUGGGAAGAUGAAACCAAAGGCUCCACAAAAUACACAAACCUGGCCAGCUCAGGAAACAGCUCCAGGUGGAGUAUCAAAUCAGCUGGAAAGCUGGUUAGUAUUAGACGUCAAAGCAAAGGUAACCUUACUGACAACUGGGAAGAACUGGAAUGAUAUUGGUAAUGUGGAUUACUUUAUCAAUAUAAAGAGAGAGGUUCCAUGAUUUACUCGUAUGUUUAAACCAAAAUCAAAUCUGCUCAAUAUUGCACCUUUAUACAGUACUUUGUUUUAUUCAGAUUGUUACAAAUUUUUGCUCACCUGAUAGAAAAUUUUCUUAUUACAUUGUUAAAUAGCUACAUUUUCCACACUGAGAAAAAAAAAAAAGAAAAAAGUAGAGAAUCUAUUUUGUGCCUAUAUUUCACAUUCAGACUCUGCAGUAUGUUGGAUUGUUGGUUUUACCAAAAAUAUAUAUAUAUAUAAUUCUUUAGUGAAUGUAUACACUGGUUGUAAAUUUGACUGCCUUAUGUAGGAACUUCCACUAGCUUGAGGUCUUGAUUUUUUUAUCAUAUGUGAGAGCCAUUCAAAAUUUCAGUUUUGAUGCUGUCCCUUUUUAACUAAGAAUACUGAUCUGUGGCUUGCAGGGAGAGUGCUUAUACUUAGUAGACUGUUUUCCAAAUCUUCAGUCUCAGCAUAUUCUUCAGCUUGUGCACAACAUGCUUAACUGUCACAAUGUGCUAUACUGUGGAUGAAUGGGAAAAUACUAUUCUAAUGUAAUUCCUUCCAUCACCAGUAGUCAGGUCAACUGGGUCUUCCAGAAUUUUUGUUUUGUUUUUAUACUGAAUGUUGUUUGGCAAAGCCAAGCUUCCCAGUCUUUGAGAUGGAUGUUAUGACAAACAUAAAAAUUAUUGAAAAUUUGGAAAGCAGCAGUGAGUAAAGUAUAAGAUCAUCUCAGUAUUCAGUAUCUGUAGUCCUGAACCUAGGGAUAAGUUGCUUCUUAUGGAAGGGCAUAUGUUUUCAUUUUUACAGUAGCUGAUCCUUGUUCUACAAAAACCUUUUUGUUUUGUACUGUGUUGUUUGUUCUCCCCCUGCCCCAUAAGCAAUGAUUGAAUUAUACUUUGCCAUUUCCAGGGUAUCUGAGUACCUGAGUCAUUGCAAGUAUGUGCAUGCACACAACUUCUGAAGCAUUUUUGUUAUAAAGCUCUGUCUUACUAGCUACUGAUAUUUUUUUUUUAGUAAAAGAAGGUGUAGUGUUAAACUUGAGAGUUGAAAUGUAUAUAAGAAUACUAAAAGUGCCUCUUUCUAGCAUAUUGUCUUUCAUUAGCAGUGCAGCUGAUGUCAGAUCCAAAGUUGGUGUCCAUUUUGUUUAUAUGACCUACAUAAAUACUAAUUUAACAUUCAUGGAAAAAAUCAAACCAAAAGUUUCAUAAGAAAUUAACAGUAAGCCUUUUCUCUCCUGAUUGUUAAACUGGUACAACAGAACUGAAGACUUGUUGACUGCCUAGAAAUAUGGCCAGUACAGUCGGAAGAUCAAAGUUAACAUUUCAGAGAAAAUCAGCAUUUUUACAAGAAAGUGUAUACCUUGAGGUAAUGGAUGUCUUUGAAACAUAUUUUUUCAAGAAGCUUAUGCUGAUGAAAAGGGAUGCAUGCCAUUUUUUUCUAAGCUUGUACCUUGUUUCUCUGACUGCCACAUUACUCUUUCUUAGCUCUCUCUUUCUCCUCUCUCCUUGAACUCACAUACGGUUUUCUGGCUCACAGUUCCUGCAUAGUUAUUUUUUGGAGAUUCCUUUUGAGAUGUGCCUGGAGGGAAACUGUAGCAAAAUGUUUUCAGUUGUUUUGUGUUUAGUUUUUUUUGGUUUUGUUGGUUGGUUGGUUUUUUUUAUUAAUAGGAUGUUAAAAGACAUUGUUCUUAAGUUUAUACAAAAGAAAAUCAAAGUUUUGUGCUACAAAACAGGAUAUUUUAAAUGUUUUUGUAAAAUUGGCAUAUAUUAAAAAAAGUACUAAUAGAGGAGAAAGGGUUAGCAUUUAUAUUGUAUCAUUUAGUCUGUGAGUAAACUCUGUAUUUGCCUUUGGCAAGUACGUAUACUGAGGUUAAUUAUAGGAAAGACUAGUAUUCUUGGGUAAAGUAUGCUGCAUUUUAUAGUUUAUGGAGUACCCUCUAAGGCAUGAGCUAGUAUUUAGUUUGGUUGUUGGUGCUGACCUAAAAGAAUGGAAAAAGAUCUUUAAGCAGCCUGCAAUAUUUUGCUCUCAAAGAUGGGCUGAGAACUUUUAAUUUCCCUCCUGAAGAAACUAUUUAUACUGUGACCAGUAAAGGUUUUGCCUUGCACAUUAUACUGUCAAGUGCCUGUUUCUCACCCUGAUGUGUUUGAUGCUCAGCUUCAUGGCAACAUUUUUUCAAUAUUUUUUUUUAAAUGGAUGAUAAAGAGUAUGUCCACAGAGCUGAAGCCUAUUAUAAAACAAAAUUACAUCCAAGUGGGAAAUUGAGAUAUAUAAAUAUAAAGUUUAACUCCUGGUGAUGUAAAUUUUGGUGUGCUUUUAAAGUGGUAUUUCCUCAGAAAUAACCAUUCUAAGGAUGAACAUUAUUAAAUUUAAUAUAAUUUAUUGUUAUGCUUUAAUAAUGUAUUUGUCUUUAAAAACUCACUGGUGUGAGGUUUUUUUCUCUUAUGUUUAUUAACUUGUCUGAAUUUUCAGAAUGGGGUCCUCUUUUCUUUUGCCUUCUUUAGAUGCUUAACUACAUGAUACAUUCAUGGGCUUAAAGCUAUACAUAGCUCCAUAUGUGGAAUAAGUGUAGAAUAUGUCCCUAAAUAUUUCUUUUGAAAUUGCAUUUCAAUCUAUGUGAAAUGGUUUAGAAGAAGGUAGCAUCAAGACUGUAUGAUAAGAUUGCACAAAAUAAAAGGUAGUUUAUCUUGCUUUCUCGUAGCCAAUCUGCAUGAUUCUUGGCGUGGUUUUAACGGGAUUUAAAAGCUUCAUGUGGCUGUAACUAGUCACUUAACUCUAAGCAAAGUUCUUUCUGAGUAUUUUUAUUUAUUAGCAUCAUUUGCAAAAAGAAAAAAAUAGUAUUUUCCAUAUGAAUAAAGAUUUAGUUUGAACUGAAAUGCCUUGUUCUAUGAUUAUUAUUUUUGUUGUCCUAUUUUGUCACAUGAAUUUGUUUCCAUCCGUGUGGAUGUUACUUGCAUCAUUGUAGAAUAUGGCCAAGGCAGUGAGAGCUGUAUUGGUCCCAGCUGGGUGAAUCAUGCUGUGCCAGAAGCUGCAACAUCCUAGAUUUAAAGCAUUUGCAAGGGGAAGAAUUCAUUGGUUUUGACAAACUGCAAAUACUGUGUUUUACUGGUGUUUAUUGAUUUAAACAUUUUUAUUUUUUUUUUAUUUAUUGGCUGUUAUGAAAGCUUGGGCAGAGCAGCAUUCUUCCCUAAAGAUUUCAUCAGCUACGUGUAAACUGGAGGACCUGGAAUGUUUUUGCAUGCACUGGCCCCAUAAUGAGGUGAGACCUGCAUGUUCUGGGCUGGGACAACAGUGAGAUGCAGCCGCUCUUACCAGUAGAGCAGCCGUAGAAAGAGGCAUUAUUGGCACCUUCUCUUUCUUCCACUCUAGUCUGCUGGCCUUCUUGUUGUCUAAACAGGCUCAGCAGGGAACAUUUAGGCAAAAUGUUUCUUACUAGGUCCUGUGAACUACCUGAAACAGAAAAAUGUAUUCAUACAAGUUAACAUUCUUGGGGCAAAACCCUUAUGUCGUGAGGUAUCCAGGUGGGUCAGGUGCACAUCUGGCCAGGGAAAGGGGAGUGGAGGGGCCUGCAUUUCCAGACCCUGGGCUCACAAGGAUCCUGCCAAAUUUUAAUCAUAGCUGUUCCUACAGACCAGGUGAAUUUAGCCUGGCAUCUGUCUCAAUUUCCAAAACUUCCUGAAGUGCUGGUCAAUAUAUAUGAAUGUCAGGUAACAAAACUGUAGGUCCUAUCUUUGUACAGUCUGAAAAGAACAUGAAGGCUCUUGUUGUUUAGCUGUUUCUUGCGUAUCUGAACUGUUGUUACUCAUUACUUUUUUCCUUGAGUUGGUUUUGGGUGUAUCUGGGAGGUGAAGCUAAAAGACUUGUCACUGGUUAUAGUUUGCAAAGGUGUGUAUUGUUAGAUGUCUCUUUGUGUCUCAAAAAUGUGUUGUAGCUUGACUGCUUUGCACCAUACAAGACAGAAAAUCAGACAGAUAGGCCAAGAAUCCAGUUUAGAAAUUGAGAGUUGCAUUUAUUUUAAGUGCAACCAGCAUAACAGGAAAAAAAAAAGCUGCUUCUAUAGUUACAAAGUACUAAACAGCAUUAAAACAAUCAGAAAAUAGGGGAUAUAAAUAAUAUAAAAUUAUAUUAAAACUUAAUAGUAAACAAAGUGUAAGGAGAAGAUGAUUUUUCAUCUGAUAUUUAGUAACUCUUACUGAUACUGAAUAAAGAAAUACCUGCUCUGUAUUUGGGAAGAAAAUUUUCCUGUCAUGUAUAAUAUUUACAAAAAGAUGCAAGAAAGCAAUUAUAUCCUUUUCAGGUUUGUAAUAAACUGGUAAAAGCUUG